AUGGCGAAGAUCCCAGACUUUGACGACCUUCCUGAGGUCAAGGACAUGCCAAAAGGCUGCGCCUGGGGACUCUGGGACAAAGACGGCAAGAAAGACGUCUACGGCACCCUCAACCUCCUAACACCGGAAGUCAUCAAAGCAGCCUACUCCGAAGCCAAAGAAGGCGUGCACGUCUCCCUCAACUGGCCCAUCGGGGCCAUCAAAACCCCUGGUUUCGGCCGCAAAGGCCUCGUCCACAAAGUCAUCGACUUCAAAGAAUCCCCCUUGCAAGCCCACGGCUACGACGACGAGAUCGAGUUCAACACCCAAUGCAGCUCCCAAUGGGACUCGCUCGUCCACUUCCACCACCAACCCUCCGGAUGCGGAUACAACGGCACCAAAACCAACGCCGAGCAGCUCACGCAAAGCUACGACUCCGACUGGGACUCUGACCAGAACCUCCCCACGCUCAACCACUGGCACCAGCGCGGCGGCAUGGUCGCCCGCGGCGUCUUCAUCGACUUCAAAAAGUACGCCGACGAAACCGGCCGCGCCUUCAACCCCUACGACGCCGACCAGAUCUCCAUCGACGACAUCGAGACCAUCGCCAGGAAGCAGGGCGUCGAGUUCAAACUCGGCGACGUGAUCAUCAUCCGCUCCGGCUUCACCGAGGGCCUCACGAACGUCUCCGGCGAGAAGCAGGCCGAGCUCAUGGGCUCCCACCGCGUGUGCGGCGUCGUCGGCAACGAGGACUCCGCCCGGUGGUUCUGGAACAAACACUUCUCCGCCGUCGCCGGGGAUAUGAUCGCGUUCGAACACAUCCCUCCGAUUCUCGAGGACGGUAGGGAAGGGGUUGUGUCGGAGUUGGUGCUGCAUCAGUAUUUCCUGGGCUUGUUCGGGAUGUCGAUCGGCGAGCUGUGGGAUUUGAAGGCGCUGUCGGAGACGUGUGAGCGGUUGGGGAGGUAUUCGUUUUUGUUGACUAGUGUGCCCUUGAAUGUGCCUGGGUCGAUUGGGAGUCCGCCGAAUGCGUUGGCGAUUUUUUAG
Zasmidium cellare ATCC 36951 is the source of this 1023-nucleotide messenger RNA. RefSeq lists its product as uncharacterized. Bases 1 to 1023 code for a protein of 340 amino acids. NCBI's taxonomy places the organism in Eukaryota, Fungi, Ascomycota, Dothideomycetes, Mycosphaerellales, Mycosphaerellaceae. The record is from RefSeq and is a predicted model, not a curated record. Gene Ontology annotation, molecular function: arylformamidase activity. The transcript has 2 exons.